CGUGGGCCAAGAUGGCGGCCUACCUGCAGUGGCGCCGUUUCGUUUUCUUCGACAAGGAGCUGGUGAAGGAGCCGCUGAGCAACGAUGGGGCGACGCCCGGCGCCGCGCCUGUCUCUGGGCCCGCAGCGUCUAAGUUCCUCUGCCUCCCUCCCGGCAUCACCGUCUGCGACUCGGGCCGAGGGAGUCUCGUAUUUGGAGAUAUGGAAGGCCAGAUCUGGUUCUUGCCCCGCUCUCUCCAGCUCACAGGCUUCCAAGCCUACAAACUACGAGUGACACACCUGUACCAGCUGAAGCAGCACAGUAUCCUGGCAUCGGUUGGUGAGGAUGAAGAAGGCAUCAAUCCCCUGGUAAAAAUUUGGAACCUGGAGAAGAGAGAUGGUGGCAAUCCGCUCUGUACACGGAUCUUUCCUGCCAUCCCAGGAACAGAGCCAACGGUUGUGUCUUGUCUGACUGUCCAUGAAAAUCUCAACUUUAUGGCCAUUGGUUUUACCGAUGGCAGUGUGACAUUGAACAAAGGAGACAUUACCCGGGACAGACAUAGCAAGACUCAGAUCUUGCACAAGGGUAACUACCCUGUCACUGGCCUGGCUUUUCGCCAAGCUGGAAAGACCACUCACCUAUUCGUGGUGACAACAGAGAAUGUUCAGUCCUAUAUAGUCUCUGGGAGAGAUUCCCCACGUGUGGAACUGGACACGCACGGUUGCGGCCUGCGCUGCUCAGCCCUGAGUGACCCUUCCCAAGACCUGCAGUUCAUCGUGGCCGGGGACGAGUGUGUCUAUUUGUACCAGCCCGAUGAACGGGGACCCUGUUUCGCCUUUGAGGGCCACAAGCUCAUCGCACACUGGUUCAGAGGCUACCUGGUCAUUGUUUCCCGUGACCGGAAGGUUUCUCCCAAGUCCGAUUUCACGGGCACUGACUCGCAGAGCUCGGACAAGCAGAUUCUCAACAUCUACGACCUGUGCAACAAGUUCAUUGCUUAUAGUGCCACCUUCGAGGAUGUGGUGGACGUGCUAGCCGAAUGGGGUUCCUUGUACGUGCUGACGCGGGAUGGGCGGGUCCACGCACUGCAGGAGAAGGACACACAGACCAAACUGGAGAUGCUGUUUAAGAAAAACCUCUUUGAGAUGGCCAUUAACCUAGCCAAGAGCCAGCACUUGGAUAGCGAUGGACUGGCCCAGAUCUUCAUGCAGUAUGGAGACCAUCUCUAUAGCAAGGGCAACCAUGAUGGGGCUGUGCAACAGUAUAUCCGAACUAUCGGGAAGUUGGAGCCAUCCUACGUGAUCCGCAAGUUCCUGGAUGCUCAGCGCAUCCACAACCUGACGGCAUAUCUACAGACCCUGCACCGCCAGUCGCUGGCUAAUGCCGACCACACCACCCUGCUGCUCAACUGUUACACCAAACUCAAGGACAGCUCCAAGCUGGAGGAGUUCAUCAAGACAAAGAGUGAGACUGAGGUCCACUUUGAUGUGGAGACGGCCAUCAAGGUCCUCCGGCAGGCGGGCUAUUACUCCCAUGCCCUCUACCUGGCAGAGAACCAUGCCCACCAUGAGUGGUACUUGAAGAUCCAGCUAGAGGACAUCAAGAAUUACCAGGAAGCACUUCGGUACAUCGGCAAGCUGCCUUUUGAGCAGGCCGAGAGCAACAUGAAGCGCUACGGCAAGACCCUCAUGCACCACAUUCCUGAGCAGACCACCCAGCUGCUGAAGGGCCUCUGCACCAACCAUGGCCUCAGCCUUGAGGGCCGCAGUGAUCGGGAGGCCCUGGGUGUCAGGGCCAACUCUGAGGAGUUCAUACCCAUCUUUGCCAAUAACCCACGAGAGCUCAAGGCCUUCUUGGAGCACAUGAGUGAAGUGCAGCCUGACUCACCACAGGGUAUCUACGACACGCUCCUGGAGCUGCGUCUGCAGAACUGGGCGCACGAGAAGGAUCCCCAGGUCAAAGAGAAGCUUCAUGCAGAGGCCAUUUCCCUGCUCAAGAGUGGCCGUUUCUGCGACGUCUUUGACAAAGCCUUGGUCCUGUGCCAGAUGCACGACUUCCAGGAUGGGGUUCUGUACCUUUAUGAACAGGGGAAGCUGUUUCAGCAGAUCAUGCAUUACCACAUGCAGCACGAGCAGUACCGACAGGUGAUCGCCGUAUGCGAGCGCCAUGGGGAACAGGAACCCUCUUUGUGGGAGCAGGCGCUCAGCUACUUUGCCCGCAAGGAGGAAGACUGCAAGGAGUACGUAGCUGCCGUGCUUAAGCACAUCGAGAACAAGAACCUCAUGCCUCCCCUCCUAGUGGUGCAGACCCUGGCCCACAACUCCACCGCCACCCUCUCGGUAAUCCGGGACUACUUGGUGCAGAAGCUGCAGAAGCAGAGCCAGCAGAUCGCUCAGGACGAGCUUCGGGUGCGGCGGUACCGGGAGGAGACCACGCGUAUCCGCCAGGAGAUUCAGGAGCUCAAGGAGAGCCCAAAAAUCUUCCAGAAGACCAAGUGCAGCAUCUGUAACAGUGCCUUGGAGCUGCCCUCCGUGCACUUCCUGUGCGGCCACUCCUUCCACCAGCACUGCUUUGAGAGCUACUCAGAGAGUGACGCUGACUGCCCCACCUGCCUCCCGGAGAACCGCAAGGUCAUGGACAUGAUCCGUGCCCAGGAACAGAAGCGAGACCUCCACGAUCAGUUCCAGCACCAGCUCAAGUGCUCCAAUGACAGCUUCUCGGUGAUUGCUGACUACUUUGGCCGAGGGGUUUUCAACAAACUGACUCUGCUCACCGACCCACCCACGACCAGGCUCACUAGCAACCUGGAGACGGGGCUGCAGCGGGACCUGCUCAUGAACUUGCGCAGGGGCACCUGAGCAGUCCGAUGGCGGGGGUGCAGACCUUGAGGAAGAUAGGCAGCAGCUGUGUCAGAGGCCCUGAGACCCCAGGACAAGACCGGGAUGCUGCACCAAUCUGAGGCCACUUCUCCAUCCUACCUAGGCCAGCCCUACUGCUCUUGCUGUGGGCUUUUAAAGUAGUAGCUCCCAUUUCCAGACCCGUGGGGGAGGGUAUCCCAGCAGUCUCCUCAUUCUGGACAAUUGCUGCUUUAUUCUCUAUCCUAGAGCGUCAGGCUGUGCUUAGAUCCUUGCUCCCAGAGGAGAAAUAAAAGUAUAAUGAUUUGGGGGGUUGAA
This is a messenger RNA of Suncus etruscus (white-toothed pygmy shrew), 3152 nucleotides long. It is a transcript of the gene VPS11, whose product is annotated as VPS11 core subunit of CORVET and HOPS complexes. Gene Ontology annotation, cellular component: endosome; HOPS complex. NCBI's taxonomy places the organism in Eukaryota, Metazoa, Chordata, Mammalia, Eulipotyphla, Soricidae. The transcript is spliced from 16 exons. Bases 12 to 2837 code for a protein of 941 amino acids. Gene Ontology annotation, molecular function: protein-macromolecule adaptor activity; protein binding. Gene Ontology annotation, biological process: organelle fusion; intracellular protein transport; endosome organization. The record is from RefSeq and is a predicted model, not a curated record.